Molecule: messenger RNA, 939 nt
Organism: Fusarium sp. VM40
Lineage: Eukaryota; Fungi; Ascomycota; Sordariomycetes; Hypocreales; Nectriaceae
Source: the annotation of a GenBank genome assembly
AUGCCCCCAGCCACUAUCUCUAAUGUUGUCAUCGCCGGAGCCACUGGCCGCCUCGGCCCAUCAACCAUCAAGCACUUACUCCAAAAUGGCUUCAAAGUCAGUGUGCUGACGCGUAAUCCGUCAUCGGCGAAUCUACCCCCUGAUGUCGAAGCCAUCAGCGCAGACUAUACUUCGGCCGAAACGCUGACGCCGAGUCUUUUGGGGCGAGGUUUCGAUGCUAUAGUCAUUAUUCUAAAUCGACUUGCUUACGAUGCAUCUGUCGUGGCGAUGCAAGCCGCUGUCAAUGCUGGCAUUUACCGAGCCAUUCCUUCGUUCUUCGGUGUGUCGCUGGAUAACCCUGAGAUAGCCAAUAUGCCAUUCAUGAAUUCCAAGCUCCCCGUUUAUAACGACGUGUUGGAAAAGGGCGCCAGGGGCGAUAUCACCUACACGGGUAUCAAUACCGGUAUGUUCCUUGACUGGGUCCUCGAUGAAGACAUCUUCGUUGGUCUGUCAGGAAAACUACCCACGCGCGUCGCAGACGGCGGUGAUAUUCCAAUGUCUUCUACCACCCUCGACGACAUUGGCAAAGCGAUCGUCGCUGUACUCUUGAAGCCAGAAGAGACGGUAAACAAGAUAUGCUACAUCCACACAGUGGUGAUGACGCAGAACCAGGUUCUAGGCUACGCUCGUGAAGCUGCCCCGGAUGCAGAGUUUGUUGUGGAACAUGUCGAUACCGCAGUACUAGUCGAGGCGGCGUGGAAGCGGUACCAUGAGGGUAAAAGGGACCGUAUUUCACUGCGAGACUUUGUCAUACGGGCUAGUUAUGGAUUGGGUAACGGAUUCUUUCCGAAGACUGAUAAUGAGUUCUUGGGGAUCAGGCAGUGGAGUGAUGAGGAGUUGAAGGAAGAAAUCUUUAGGCGGGUUAAGGCCAAUCCACCCGAGAUUCGCAAGCCGCAGUAG